Molecule: messenger RNA, 2061 nt
Organism: Budorcas taxicolor (takin)
Lineage: Eukaryota; Metazoa; Chordata; Mammalia; Artiodactyla; Bovidae
Gene: CRMP1
Product: collapsin response mediator protein 1
Exons: 14
Coding region: 1-2061 (686 amino acids)
Cellular component (GO): cytoplasm; cytosol
Molecular function (GO): hydrolase activity, acting on carbon-nitrogen (but not peptide) bonds, in cyclic amides
Source: RefSeq, a predicted model, not a curated record
AUGGCGGACCGGCGGCGCGCGUGGAACACGGAGGAUGACCUGCCCGUGUACCUGGCGCGGCCGGGCAGCGCGGCGCAGACCCCGCGGCAGAAGUACGGCGGCAUGUUCGCCGCGGUGGAGGGCGCCUACGAGAAUAAGACCAUCGACUUCGACGCGUACAGCGUGGGCCGCCGCGGCUCCGCGCGCACGCCGCGCAGUGCUGGCCGGCUUGAUGCGGUCGGCCUGCCGGGGCCCGGCGGCAGCGAGGACACGGCCAGCGACGUGAGCGAGCCCUCGGGCUCGGCCGUCAGCUCGCCGGGCGAGCGCGACGACAGACCACCCGCGCUGCGCAUCCGCUGCCCCGCGCCCCGCGACCUGCCACUCGGCCGGGACAAUGGCCAGAGUGACCGACUUCUCAUCAAGGGUGGACGCAUCAUCAACGAUGACCAGUCCUUCUACGCCGACGUCUACCUGGAAGAUGGACUCAUAAAGCAAAUAGGAGAGAACUUAAUUGUUCCCGGUGGAGUGAAGACCAUUGAGGCCAAUGGGCGGAUGGUUAUUCCUGGAGGUAUUGAUGUCAACACCUACCUGCAGAAGCCCUUCCAGGGGAUGACGGCUGCUGAUGACUUCUUCCAAGGGACCAAAGCAGCGCUGGUGGGCGGGACCACAAUGAUCAUUGACCAUGUUGUUCCUGAACCUGGGUCCAGCCUGCUGACCUCCUUUGAGAAAUGGCAUGAAGCAGCAGACACCAAAUCCUGCUGUGACUACUCCCUCCACGUGGACAUCACCAGCUGGUACGAUGGCGUUCGGGAGGAGCUCGAGGUCCUGGUGCAGGACAAAGGAGUCAAUUCCUUCCAGGUCUACAUGGCUUACAAGGAUCUCUACCAAAUGUCCGAUAGCCAGCUCUAUGAAGCCUUCACCUUCCUUAAGGGGCUGGGAGCUGUGAUUCUGGUCCACGCAGAAAAUGGCGAUUUGAUAGCUCAGGAACAGAAGCGGAUCUUAGAGAUGGGCAUCACGGGUCCUGAGGGCCAUGCUCUGAGCAGACCUGAAGAGCUGGAGGCCGAGGCCGUGUUCCGGGCCAUCACCAUCGCGGGCCGGAUCAACUGCCCUGUGUAUAUCACCAAGGUGAUGAGUAAGAGCGCGGCGGACAUCAUCACCCUGGCCAGGAAGAAAGGCCCCCUCGUUUUUGGUGAGCCCAUCGCUGCCAGUCUGGGGACGGAUGGCACCCAUUACUGGAGCAAGAACUGGGCCAAGGCGGCGGCCUUUGUGACCUCCCCUCCCCUGAGCCCGGACCCCACCACGCCUGACUACUUGACCUCCCUACUGGCCUGUGGAGACCUGCAAGUCACGGGCAGCAGCCACUGUCCCUACAGCACCGCGCAGAAGGCGGUGGGCAAGGACAACUUCACUCUGAUCCCUGAGGGUGUCAACGGGAUAGAGGAGCGCAUGACCGUGGUCUGGGACAAGGCGGUGGCUACUGGCAAGAUGGAUGAGAACCAGUUUGUCGCUGUUACCAGCACCAACGCAGCCAAGAUCUUUAACCUGUACCCCAGAAAAGGGCGGAUUGCCGUGGGCUCGGACGCCGACGUGGUCAUCUGGGACCCAGACAAGGUGAAGACCAUAACAGCCAAGAGUCACAAGUCGGCCGUGGAGUACAACAUCUUUGAAGGCAUGGAGUGCCACGGCUCCCCGCUGGUGGUCAUCAGCCAGGGCAAGAUCGUCUUCGAGGAUGGCAAUAUCAACGUCAACAAGGGCAUGGGCCGCUUCAUUCCCAGGAAGCCCUUCCCCGAGUACCUCUACCAGCGUAUAAGGAUCCGGAACAAGGUUUCUGGGUUGCAAGGGGUUCCCAGGGGCAUGUAUGACGGGCCUGUGUACGAGGUGCCAGCCACACCCAAAUAUGCAACUCCCGCUCCUUCUGUCAAAUCCUCGCCUUCCAAACACCAGCCUCCACCCAUCAGAAACCUCCACCAGUCCAACUUCAGCUUAUCAGGCGCCCAGAUAGAUGACAACAACCCGCGGCGCACCGGCCACCGCAUCGUGGCGCCCCCUGGCGGCCGCUCCAACAUCACCAGCCUUGGGUGA